AUGUUGGAUGCAGCGGAGCACAAGAAGCUAGUGCGCGUCUGCGACCUCGUGGUGCUCGUUCUGCAAAGCCCCAACGACCCCGAAAAGGACCCGACGCAUGAUCAUAGAGACCGACGAGAAGUUCCCCGACGGCCGGCAGCGGGAAACCAACCGCCUCCCGGGAACGAAGAAGGAGAGCCGUACGAGAACACACGCCAGACCGCGGAGCGUAUCCUGAAGGAGGGGGUUCAUGAAGAUCGACCCAAAGAGCGUCAAUCUCGACCUCCUGAAGAUCGUGCGCGUGGAGGAGGAAAUCGAGUCUCCGUCGUUCCCCGGCGUCACGUCCGUGUACCGCAAGGAGAGAUCGUGGAGGGCACCAUCUCCAUCAGCGACCCAGACUUGCUCAAGAAGGUUGGGCUGCCUACCUACAGCAACUGGGAGGCCACGGACGACGUGGGCAACCUGAAGUAUUUCAAGUGGAUGACUGCCAAGCAGGCCGAGGAGAAGAAGGUGAAGCUCACGCCGGAGAAGCAGGAGGUCUCCACCUUGGUGAAGGCGCCCAUCGGCCUCAGCGAGGAGGCCCUCAAGCAGCAGCUCACCAAGGCUGGCAUCGACGUCUCCAAGUACGGUAUCUUCGCGUCAUGCAAGUCCGAGCGGCGCCAUGACAACCGGUACCAGCUUCAAUUUCUGUGUUUGCCAGUGGGCGUCGCGGAUUGCCAGUACGGCUAUUUGAUCGCGGUCCUGGUGCAGACGAAGCAGGCCGACCCUCACGGCAAAGAGACCAUCCUCAACCGCCUGCCUGGUGAUUGGGGCGAAGACUCGCUGAGCCGCCGGCAGACUGGCGGGGGACCCACCGCAGACUCCGAAGAUGGGCGGCGCCGGCACCGCAGCCCGUGCGGCAAGCAGAACCAGUUCCUCAGCGCCCGCCGCAUCAUCCGGAGGCAGCUGGAGAUGGACGAGAAUCAGGUGGUCUUCGACGAGAACGUCAAGCACGUCGAGGAGGACAAGGCGUCCAACACCUACCCCGGGCUGAAGACGGUGUACCGCAAGCGCAUCAUCAGUGCUUCGUGGUCUUCGACGGGCAGCUGA
Messenger RNA from Prorocentrum cordatum, 1068 nucleotides. The record is from the annotation of a GenBank genome assembly. NCBI's taxonomy places the organism in Eukaryota, Dinophyceae, Prorocentrales, Prorocentraceae.